Annulohypoxylon truncatum is the source of this 695-nucleotide messenger RNA. RefSeq lists its product as uncharacterized. The transcript is spliced from 2 exons. The record is from RefSeq and is a predicted model, not a curated record. Lineage: Eukaryota; Fungi; Ascomycota; Sordariomycetes; Xylariales; Hypoxylaceae. The coding region runs from base 288 to 491 and encodes 67 amino acids.
UGGGCCUUGGGCAUGUGCAAGCAUAAUUAUGCUAUCUCUAACAGAUGCCUACAGUCAUAUAGAUGAGAAUGCUUCCUAGGGUACGGCGUUUACGGCAAAUGUGUGUUAACUAAUCUUGAGCCUUGGUUGCUUUUCGCCAACUCUCUUUAGCAGAAUGCUCCAAUAGUCGCGGUUCAUAAAACAGCGCAAUAACCUACGUGGUCUCGGAACCAACUGGAGAUCAAAGAUCGUCAUAUAUACUAACAUUACCUUUCCCUUACAGUAUACUCCUUCUCAUCGCCUCUGCCAUGGCUCACUGGCUUAUUUCUCAAGGUUUGUUUUUCAUGGAAACGUUCGAAUUUAUAUAUCAACCAAACGACAACAUCAAUAAUGGCUUUGUGUGCAUCCCAUAUCUUGACGGCUCUGUUCUGGGGCUUUCCGUCAUAUGCAUGAUCUUUACUACAAUUACACUUGGGGUAUCCUGUAACGGCAGCUUGCAGUGCCCCAAUUAGUUCGGCAUGUCUUCUCGGUGCGGGUAAGGACGAUGCCGAAUCACUUCUCGUCCAACGGAGAAAGAUUGAGGCAGAUUUACAGGGCUUUAUAAGUCGAAUCCGCUAGAGUAUUCGCUUCGUAGAUAAAUUCGUCUAGAGAAUAUAGAUGUUUGAUUAUGAAGAAGACAGAAGGCUGUUGUGUUAACCUUGAAGGUUGACGUAUAU